Messenger RNA from Annulohypoxylon truncatum, 1885 nucleotides. RefSeq names its product glycosyltransferase family 50 protein. Gene Ontology annotation, molecular function: GPI mannosyltransferase activity; alpha-1,4-mannosyltransferase activity. Lineage: Eukaryota; Fungi; Ascomycota; Sordariomycetes; Xylariales; Hypoxylaceae. Gene Ontology annotation, biological process: GPI anchor biosynthetic process. Gene Ontology annotation, cellular component: glycosylphosphatidylinositol-mannosyltransferase I complex; membrane. The record is from RefSeq and is a predicted model, not a curated record. The transcript has 2 exons. Bases 289 to 1626 code for a protein of 445 amino acids.
CUAUCACAUGGACUAUUAUGACGGAGUGUGCCUGAAGAAAUGUAUAACGCGAAUACCUAAAUGAAUGGUCGAUUUAAAAGUCAUACGAGGGCCAUGUUUGGAAUUCGGGGGUUGUUCGCGAUUCCAUCAGAAAAACAGCCCUUGAAAUAGCGUCACUCAUCCCCAAUCCUCCAAGUGCCGGCCACUGGUCCGAUCAUCCCAACCUGCUUAUAAGCUUCAUUUUCUUCAGGGGGAAAACCCACACCCGAGGAAUAGGCAAGGCCAACAACGGCCAUAUCUUCAUAAACCAUGGCGUCCCUCCUCACAUCCCUCAUCUCACGCCCGCUCCCGCUCUUCGCGGCGGCCACCGUCCUGCGCGCGGCCAUGCUCCUGUACGGGCUGUGGCAGGACGCCAACUCGCCGCUCAAGUACACCGACAUCGACUACCUGGUCUUCACCGACGCCGCGCGGUUCGCCUUCUCGUCGCCCGCCUUCGGCGCCGCCGCCUCGGCCUCGGCCUCGCCCUACACGCGCGAGACCUACCGGUACACGCCCCUGCUGGCUUGGCUGCUGUACCCGACCACCUGGCCCGGCACCUUCUGGUUCUCCUUCGGGAAGGCCCUGUUCGCCGCCGCCGACCUGCUGGCCGGGCACCUGAUCAUCUUGGUCCUGAGGGGGCCGUACGUGCGCAUGCCCGCGGACCGCGCGUGCAGAUACGCGAGUAUCUGGUUGCUGAACCCCAUGGUAGCCACUAUCAGCACGAGGGGCAGCUCCGAAGGCCUGUUGGGCGUGCUGGUUAUGGCUCUGCUGUGGGCCGUGCUGGAGAAGCGGGUUGCGCUCUCGGGUAUGCUGCUAGGGCUUAGUGUUCACUUCAAGAUCUACCCUUUCAUCUACGCUCCUGCUAUUGUGUGGUGGAUGGACACUGAGCAAAUGGGUAGGAAAACGCAGGUGAAGGGUCCGGAAGGGAAGGAUGGUCAGACCAAAGACCAAAUGACGGUUGUGUUGGACAAAGUUGCGGCGUUCAUCACACCGGAACGCAUUACACUUACCCUCGUCAGCCUGGCCACAUUUAUGGGCUUGAAUCUUCUCAUGUAUGCUCGCUACGGGGCGCCUUUCCUUAUACACACAUUCUUCCAUCAUGUCACCCGGAUCGAUCAUCGCCACAACUUCAGUCCGUACAACAUUCUACUAUACCUCAACUCGGCUUCUCCAAGUUCUGCCUCGCUGAAGGUCGAGUCGGUGGCGUUCUUACCGCAGCUGCUCUUAUCGACAAUCCUCAUCCCCCUAGUCGGAGCUAAGAAGGACCUUCCCACCACUAUGCUAGCGCAGACAUUUGCUUUCGUAACCUUUAACAAGGUCUGCACAAGCCAGUACUUCCUUUGGUACAUGGUAUUCUUACCAUUAUACCUCCCCAACUCUUCGCUCCUCCACAACCCGCGUCUCGGCCUGUCCGCCCUCGCACUUUGGGUCGGCACACAGGGGCUGUGGCUACAGCAGGCCUACAAUCUCGAGUUCCUCGGCCUGAGCACGUUCGUCCCGGGAUUAUGGAUAGCUUCUCUAGCCUUUUUCCUGGUUAACUCUUGGAUUCUGGGCAUAAUCAUCGGUGAUCUGGGUGAUAGCCUGGGGCAAGAGAUAAAGAGCGAUUAAGGGAAGAAGGGGUAAUGUUGUGACGAGUAUGUAUAUAUGCAUGUACUCUUUGGCAUUGGGCGUAUUUGCUUGAGAAGAAGCGACGAUAUUGUAAUUAUAGGAACAACCUUGGAACUCGAUAGGGGCUGUAGGAAUACUGUGCCUAUGGCAUGUAAUGGCGUAGUUGGUUAUAAACAACCGUGUCUAGCUGUUCUUCAACUACGAGAAAACAUAAUAAACCCGGAAGUUAAUAAAUUUAAAGAAAUUUGUAUUAGUUGAG